Messenger RNA from Daucus carota subsp. sativus, 2736 nucleotides. Its product is annotated as protein JOKA2. The transcript has 7 exons. Lineage: Eukaryota; Viridiplantae; Streptophyta; Magnoliopsida; Apiales; Apiaceae. The coding region runs from base 215 to 2524 and encodes 769 amino acids. The record is from RefSeq and is a predicted model, not a curated record. Gene Ontology annotation, molecular function: protein binding; zinc ion binding.
ACGGUCUUAUUUAUUAGAGGCACAAGAGUAUAGGAUCGGGCUCUCUAUUACGCUUACACAUUCAAGUGCGAUCAUAUCGCUCUAAAAUUGAACAGUUCUAUACAUAUAAAAAAACCCCAAUCUUGCUUUCUAGGGUUAGCGAAUAUAUAUAAACUAUCUAUUACUUUACGCUCCGUGGGUUAUAUUAAUUGCUUUUAUCUGAUUCUACCUCGAUAUGGAGUCUUCUAUCGUCAUAAAGGUGAAGUUUGGUGAAACACUUAGACGCUUUAAUGUGUCAAUUAUUGGAGAAGAGCUUGACAUUAACAUGAAUGGAUUGAGACAGAAUAUCAACUCUCUCUUCAAUUUUCCUCGCGAUUCUGAGUUUACUCUCACAUAUCUCGAUGAAGAUGGUGAUAUAGUGACGUUGGCUGAUGACAGUGAUCUGGAUGAUAUAGGGAGGCAGCGUCUGAAUCCUCUGAGGAUAUCUGUAACAUUGAAUACAGAGCGGAGCUUUAACUUCCAUGGUACAUCCAGUGGAAGCUCUACUCCCAUGAGAUCUCCUAGUGUUGAGCCUUUGAUGCAUAAUCAGGAUGUCAGUGUCUCUGAAAUUUUGAAAUCUGUUCCAGAAGCUAUCCUUGAAAAGAUCUCAAAACUUCCGACUGAAAUGGGUUCUAAUACUACAGGCUCUCCACCAGUAUAUAGUGAGAUCCUUGAAUCUUUAUCGAAGAUAGGUCUCUACUACUUAAAAGAGGUUGUUGGUACGAAAAGUGUCCCUUCACCUUCAGUAAAUGCUAUAGGUACACAAGUGAAUAAAGACAACUCCAAUAUAAAGUUUGAUGGUACUGUCCAGGCUCUCAAAUCUACAGGCAAGGAUCUUGAUGCUGCUACUCAUGGCAAAAAAACCUCAGUUGGGUCUUCAACUAUCAAUCCAUCUCAUAGCUCACUUGGUGUUGCUGGCUUUCCAAGUAAAGACACUGGCAGUACUUCUACUCAGAAGUUGAAAGAGAAAUCAGAUGAAUCAUACAUGGGAUGGGGAUCCAUUUUAUCACCCAAAACUGGUGUUUCAGGGACUAAAGAUGCUUCUGUUGAGUCUAGGAACUCUUUUGGGUCUCGAGUUGGUGUCAACUCUUUUGGUGAUUGUCCUUUUUUAGGCUUACCAGUAGAUAAUUCAUCAUCAUUCAUUUCUGGACGCCCAUAUGCUCCUCACAUGCCACCAUUUAAAAAGACCUACAGUCACAAUGAUGGCAGUGGAAGCAUAUUUCAUAGAGGUGUAUGUUGUGAUGGCUGUGGGGUUCAUCCAAUAACUGGACCUCGUUUCAAAUCUAAAGUGAAAGAGGAUUAUGACCUGUGUAGCAUCUGCUUUAGAGAUAUUGGGAAUGACACGGACUACUUCAGAAUUGAUCGACCAGUUAGUCAUCGGCAUCCUUUCUCUUUGAAAGGGUUGUGUAAGCCUCCGGUCAGAGGACUGUAUCCUCCUAAACUUCCACCUCCAGUCUUGAGAGGUUCUCCUAGUAGACCCAAGCUGAACUGUCGUUUCAUGCUAGAUGUCAGUAUAAUUGAUGGCACUGUCAUGACUCCUUCUGUGCCAUUCACCAAGAUUUGGCGGAUGAAGAAUAAUGGUAAUGUUGUUUGGCCCAGUGGUUCACAGCUUGUGUGGAUCGGGGGAGAUGUGUUGAGCAAGAUACUUUUUGCUGAUGUGGAGAUGCCUCCUGAUGGUUGUCCUGUGGGUACAGAAGUCGACAUUGCUGUAGAUUUUGUUGCUCCUGAAUAUCCCGGUCGUUAUGUUUCGUAUUGGAGAAUGGCUACACCAUCAGGGCAAAAGUUUGGACAGCGUGUUUGGGUUCACAUCGAGGUUGAAGCUAUGGAUGAGAGAAGCAUGCAUAGGUUUAACUUAAAUAUGCUUCCUGUUAAUGGUGGCAUUGUGGAUCCACAAAAUGAGGAUGUUAGUGCUCAACUGGUUGACAACAUUAUUAGCAAGGCUGACAAUGUGGCAAGAACUGCCGAGCUAGUAGAACCAGUGUCUGAUGCUCCUUCUAAUCCUGACCAGGAGCUUAAUUUCCCAAUCAAUGAUACAUUGCUAGUUGGAGGGACGGAGUCAAACCCAGUGCCCCUCUCAGCAUCUUCCCUUGUUGCAGAUGCUACUUUAUCAGAAGUUGCUGCCCCCAUUGCAACUUCUCCUGUUCAAACCUUCUCUACUGGUGUUGACACCAAGGAGCAGACUCUUUUAAAAGAACUUGAGGAGAUGGGGUUUAAGCAGGUUGAUCUGAACAAAGAAAUAUUGAGGAGGAAUGCAUAUGACUUGGAACAAUCUGUUGAUGAUCUUUGUGACCCUCAGAAUGGAUUAUUGAGGAUGAGCGAAGACGACGUCGAACAAUCUGUGGAUGAACUCUCUGGUAUUUCUGAUGAGUGGGAUACUCUUCUUGUGGAGCUAGAGGAGAUGGGUUUCUCAGACAGGGAGAAGAACAAGACCGUGUUGGAAAAAAACAAUGGGAGUAUAAAGCGUACUGUUAUGGAUCUGAUCGUUGGCGAGAAUACUCAGAGUUAAAGAAAUUGCAGUUGUCACUUAUUGAUGAUCGUAAUAUAUAAAUAAAAUGCAGAGGCAUUUGCUAAGCUUCCCUCCCCUCCCCUACCCUCCUCUUUUGCUUGUAAUUAGGUACAAUUAUGCUAUGUUUCUGUAAGGUCUACUAGUAUGAUGUAUUGAUGUGGGACUUUAUUAUAUAUAUUAUUUGUCAACUAAAUGCUUUUGUUUUCUGUUAA